Molecule: messenger RNA, 9871 nt
Organism: Notolabrus celidotus (New Zealand spotty)
Lineage: Eukaryota; Metazoa; Chordata; Actinopteri; Labriformes; Labridae
Product: protocadherin Fat 3-like
Exons: 4
Coding region: 129-9863 (3244 amino acids)
Biological process (GO): homophilic cell-cell adhesion
Cellular component (GO): plasma membrane
Molecular function (GO): calcium ion binding
Source: RefSeq, a predicted model, not a curated record
GACUGGCUCUGCUUUUGUACUGCAGUUGACAAAACCGCUUCAUGGAUGGAUGUUUAGGAUUCUUGUUUUCUUUAUGAUUGCCGGACAGAAUCAUUGUUGAUAUAUUUUGUCCAUUGGUUCAGCUUUGAAUGUGGAUUAUUUUUCUGGCAGUAACAAUGGGAUACAGCAGAUUCACUCUGCGUUACGGCCUAUCUGUUAUUUUCCUCGCCCUCCACCCCGUCCUUGGAGACGUGAGCUACUCUAUUCCGGAGGAGAUGAAACGUGGAUCUGUGAUUGGAAAUAUCGCGAAGGAUCUGGGACUUGAAUCGGGAAGACUGUCUGCUCGCAAGGCCCGCAUUGAUACCGAGGAUAACAGUGUUACUUACUGCGGUGUGAAUCUCAACACCGGAGAACUGAUCGUACAGGAAAGGAUCGACAGAGAAGGUCUUUGUGCUAAAAGAGCAUCAUGUGUUCUGAAACAGGAACUCGUCCUGGAAAAUCCUUUAGAGGUACACCGUAUUAAUAUCCGCGUUCAAGAUAUCAACGACAAUUCACCUCAAUUUAAAGAGGAGUCUCUUAAGAUUGAAAUUCAAGAAUCGGCAGUCAAGGGUGCGCGUUUUCUUCUAGGGGAGGCACACGAUGCAGAUGUUGGAGAAAAUGCUGUUCAGGGCUACUCUCUUCAGCAGAAUGAUCAUUUUAAAUUAAACAUUGACACGAAAGCAGGUGGGAGGAAGUACUGCGAGUUAGUGUUGGACAAAGAAUUAGACAGAGAGGACAAAAAGGAGCUCCUGUUAUUGCUUACUGCAUUUGAUGGAGGCUCUCCUCGAAGAUCAGGCACUGUAGUCAUACACGUCACUGUGCUGGAUGCUAAUGAUAAUGUACCAGUGUUCAGUCAGACCGUCUAUAAGGCCAGUCUGCCUGAAAACUCUCCUCAGGACACAUUGGUGAUCACAGUGAGCGCAACUGAUGCUGACGAAGGUUCAAAUGGUGAAAUAACAUAUGAAUUUGAUCAUGUUUCAGAUGAAAACAACAAUGUUUUCACUUUACAACCUAAAUCUGGAGAGGUAAGAGUUGCUGGAGUAGUUGAUUAUGAGAGGGAGCUGUCCUACGAAAUGCAAAUUAGCGCGAAAGAUGGUCUUGGACUAGUUUCAUAUGCAACAUUGAUUGUUGAGAUUACGGAUAUAAACGAUAACGCCCCUGUUAUUAAUCUGAAAUCACUGACCAAUCCCGUACCUGAGAACGUGUCACCUGGUACAGAGGUGGGCAUCAUCAACGUGCAGGAUAGAGACUCUGAGAGUAACAGACAGGUCCGCUGCUCCAUUCAGCAAAAUGUCCCUUUUAAGUUGGUUCCUUCUAUUAAAAACUAUUAUUCUCUGGUGAGCACAGGACAGCUGGACCGUGAACUAGUGUCUGAUUAUAACAUUACAAUCACUGCCACUGACGAGGGCUCUCCACCUCUGUCCUCCUCUAAAAGUGUUCAGUUAUCUGUAGCAGACAUCAACGACAACCCACCUGUGUUUGAGGAACAGUCGUACAGCGCAUAUGUGAGUGAGAAUAACAAACCUGGCUCCACUUUAUGUUCCGUCAGUGCUCGAGACCCCGAUUGGAGACAGAACGGUACAGUGAUUUAUUCCCUGUUAGGCGGUGAGGUGAACGGUGCCCCGGUGUCCUCGUAUGUGUCAGUGAACGGAGACACGGGGGUGAUCCACGCUGUGAGGUCGUUUGAUUAUGAACAGUUCAGGAGCUUCAAAGUGCACGUGAUGGCCAGAGACAACGGGUCUCCUCCGCUCAGCAGCAACGUGACCGUGAGUGUGUUCAUAUCGGAUGUGAAUGACAACUCUCCUCAGAUCCUGUACCCCGGGCCGGAGGGCAACUUGUUCAUGACCGAGCUGGUCCCCAAAGCUGCACACGGAGGCUCUCUGGUGUCCAAAGUGAUAGCGGUGGACGCGGACUCCGGACAGAACGCCUGGCUGUCGUAUCAAAUAGUGAAAUCCACUGAUCCUGGCCUUUUCACUAUUGGUGUCCACAGCGGAGAGAUCAGGACCCAGCGUGACAUUUCUGAAUCUGACAGCAUGAAACAGAACCUUAUUGUGUCAGUGAAAGAUAACGGACAGCCCUCUCUGUCUGCCACCUGUUCCAUGUAUUUACUGAUUUCUGAUAACUUGGCUGAGGUGCCAGAACUGAAGGACAUUUCUUAUGAUGAGAAGAACUCCAAACUGACCUCUUAUCUGAUCAUCGCGCUGGUGUGUGUGUCUACGUUUUUCCUGACCUUCAUCAUCAUCAUCCUGGGUGUGAGGUUUUGUCGCAGGAGAAAGCCCAGACUGUUGUUUGACGGAGCAGUGGCCAUCCCCAGUGCUUAUCUCCCUCCUAAUUACGCAGAUGUUGACGGCACAGGAACUUUACGCAGCGCUUACAAUUAUGACGCCUACCUGACAACAGGGUCUCGAACCAGUGACUUUAAGUUUGUGUCAUCUUACAAUGACAACACACUUCCUGCUGACCAGACGCUGAGGAAAAGUCCAUCAGACUUUGCUGAAGUGUUUGGAGACUGUGACGACUCUCCUGAGGUAGGAACAUUAACGAUGGAAUACAGCAGAUUCACUCUGCAUUACGGCCUAGCUGUUAUUUUCCUCGCCCUCCACCCCGUCUUUGGAGACGUGAGCUACUCCAUCCCGGAGGAGAUGAAACGUGGAUCUGUGAUUGGAAAUAUCGCGAAAGAUCUGGGACUUGAAUCGGGAAGACUGUCUGCUCGCAAGGCCCGCAUUGAUACCGAGGAUAACAGUGUGACGUACUGCGGUGUGAAUCUCAACACCGGAGAACUGAUCGUGCAGGAAAGGAUCGACAGGGAAGGUCUUUGUGCUAAAAGAGCAUCAUGUGUCCUGAAACAUGAACUCGUCCUGGAGUAUCCUUUAGAGGUACACCGUAUUAAUAUCCGCGUUCAAGAUAUCAACGACAAUUCACCUCAAUUUAGAGAAGAAUCAAUUAAAUUUGAAAUCCGUGAAUCGACGGAGAGGAGGACACGUUUUCCCCUUGACGAGGCACACGAUGGAGACAUCGGAGAAAAUGCUGUGCAGGGCUAUUCUCUUCAGCAGAAUGAUCAUUUUAAAUUAAAUGUAAACACGAAAGGAGGUGGACGGAAAUAUGGUGAAUUAGUGUUGGACAAAAAAUUGGACAGAGAGGACAAACAAGAGCUCCUGUUAUUGCUUACUGCAUUUGAUGGAGGCUCUCCUCGAAGAUCAGGCACUGUAGUCAUACACGUCACUGUGCUGGAUGCUAAUGAUAAUGUACCAGUGUUCAGUCAGACCGUCUAUAAGGCCAGUCUGCCUGAAAACUCUCCUCUAGACACAUUGGUGAUCACAGUGAGUGCAACUGAUGCAGACGACGGUUUGAAUGGAGAAAUAACUUAUGUAUUUGAUCAUGUUUCAGAUGAAACCCAAGUUUUUUCUCUGGACUCUAAAACCGGAGAGAUCAGAGUUAUUGGAUCUAUUGAUUAUGAAAAAGAGUCAUCAUAUGAAAUGCAGAUCAGCGCCAAAGAUGGACUUGGAUUGGCAUCAUAUGCCACUCUAAUAAUUGAUGUUUUAGACAUCAACGACAACGCCCCAGUGGUAUACCUAAAAUCACUGUCCAAUCCCAUACCUGAGAACGUGUCACCUGGUACAGAGGUGGGCAUCAUUAACGUGCAGGACAGAGACUCUGAGAGUAACAGACAGGUCCGCUGCUCCAUUCAGCAAAAUGUCCCUUUUAAGUUGGUUCCUUCUAUUAAAAACUAUUAUUCUCUGGUGAGCACAGGACAGCUGGACCGUGAACUAGUGUCUAAUUACAACAUCACAAUCACUGCCACUGACGAGGGCUCUCCACCUCUGUCCUCCUCUAAAAGUGUUCAGUUAUCUGUAGCAGACAUCAACGACAACCCACCUGUGUUUGAGGAACAGUCGUACAGCGCAUAUGUGAGUGAGAAUAACAAACCUGGCUCCACGCUAUGUUCCGUUAGUGCUCGAGACCCCGACUGGAGACAGAACGGUACAGUGAUUUAUUCUCUGUUAGGCGGUGAGGUGAACGGUGCCCCGGUGUCCUCGUAUGUGUCAGUGAACGGAGACACGGGGGUGAUCCACGCUGUGAGGUCGUUUGAUUAUGAACAGUUCAGGAGCUUCAAAGUGCACGUGAUGGCCAGAGACAACGGCUCUCCUCCGCUCAGCAGCAACGUGACCGUGAGUGUGUUCAUAUCGGAUGUGAAUGACAACUCUCCUCAGAUCCUGUACCCCGGGCCGGAAGGCAACUCGUUCAUGACCGAGCUGGUCCCCAAAGCUGCACACGGAGGCUCUCUGGUGUCCAAAGUGAUAGCGGUGGACGCCGACUCCGGACAGAACGCCUGGCUGUCGUAUCAAAUAGUGAAAUCCACUGAUCCGGGCCUUUUCACUAUUGGUGUCCACAGCGGAGAGAUCAGGACCCAGCGGGACAUUUCUGAAUCUGACAGCAUGAAACAGAACCUCAUUGUGUCAGUGAAAGAUAACGGACAGCCCUCUCUGUCUGCCACCUGUUCCAUGUAUUUACUGAUUUCUGAUAACUUGGCUGAGGUGCCAGAACUGAAGGACAUUUCUUAUGAUGAGAAGAACUCCAAACUGACCUCUUAUCUGAUCAUAGCGCUGGUGUGUGUGUCUACGUUUUUCCUGACCUUCAUCAUCAUCAUCCUGGGUGUGAGGUUUUGUCGCAGAAGAAAGCCCAGGCUGUUGUUUGACGGAGCAGUGGCCAUCCCCAGUGCUUAUCUCCCUCCUAAUUACGCAGAUGUUGACGGCACAGGAACUUUACGCAGUGCCUACAAUUAUGACGCCUACCUGACAACAGGGUCUCGAACCAGCGACUUUAAGUUUGUGUCAUCUUACAAUGACAACACACUGCCUGCUGACCAGACUCUGAGGAAAAGUCCAUCAGACUUUGCUGAAGUGUUUGGAGACUGCGAUGACUCUCCUGAGGUAGGAACAUGUGCCAAAUACAUUAAGGUCUCUUUUUGUUGUGUCAUGGAAAGUUUCCUUGUCGUGAUGGCUUUCUUGGGACUUGCAUUACAAAGCUGUGCCGUCGGUUUGUUGCUCGUGUCUUUGCAUGCCACCAAUGGAGAUAUUAGCUUUUCUUUUCCGGAGGAGAUGAAACGCGGAUCUGUGAUUGGGAACCUCGCCAAGGAUUUGGGUCUUGAAACGAGCAGAUUAUCCGCUCGAAAGGCCCGCAUUGACACCGAAGAGAGCGACAAACGUUACUGUGACAUCAACCUCCGUAACGGGGAUCUGAUUCUUGCCGAGAGGAUCGACAGAGAGGGCCUUUGUGGAGACAAAGCAUCCUGCGUUUUGAAACAGGAACUCAUGUUAGAGAAUCCGUUAGAACUGCAUCGAAUUAGUCUGCAUGUCCAGGAUAUAAACGAUAACUCUCCUCAGUUUAAUAAAGAAUUGAUCCAAAUAGAUAUAAGAGAGUCGGCUGAUAAGGGAGCUCGUUUUCCAAUAGAAGAAGCUCAUGAUGCAGAUGUAGGCAAAUAUGCAGUUCAGACGUACAGCAUCCAGAAGAAUGAUAAUUUUAUUCUGGGCGUUGGAACAAAUUCUGUGGAACUUGUUCUUAAUCAAGAGCUUGACCGUGAAAAACUAAAAGAAAUGAAUCUACUUCUUACAGCUCUGGAUGGAGGCUCUCCUCAAAGGUCUGGUACUGUAGUUAUUCACGUCACUGUACUGGAUGCUAAUGAUAAUGUACCAGUGUUUAGUCAGGCCGUUUAUAAAGCCAGUGUGCCUGAAAACUCUCCACUGGGUACUGUUAUUCUGACAGUGAGUGCCACUGAUGCAGAUGAGGGAUUAAAUGGAGAUGUUACAUACGAAUUUGGACACAUUUCAGAAGAUAUGAAGUCAAUAUUUACCAUAGAUCGUAAAACAGGUGAAAUUAAAUUGACAACAGCAGUUGAUUUUGAAACUGCAUCCUCGUUUGAACUGCGUGUGACAGCAAAAGAUGGCUUGGGAUUGACCUCAUAUGCCAAAGUCAUAAUAGAUGUGACUGACAUAAACGACAACGCCCCAGUGAUAUAUCUGAAAUCACUGACCAAUCCCAUACCUGAGAACGUGUCACCUGGUACAGAGGUGGGCAUCAUUAACGUGCAGGACAGAGACUCUGAGAGUAACAGACAGGUCCGCUGCUCCAUUCAGCAAAAUGUCCCUUUUAAGUUGGUUCCUUCUAUUAAAAACUAUUAUUCUCUGGUGAGCACAGGACAGCUGGACCGUGAACUAGUGUCUGAUUACAACAUCACAAUCACUGCCACUGACGAGGGCUCUCCACCUCUGUCCUCCUCUAAAAGUGUUCAGUUAUCUGUAGCAGACAUCAACGACAACCCACCUGUGUUUGAGGAACAGUCGUACAGCGCAUAUGUGAGUGAGAAUAACAAACCUGGCUCCACGUUAUGUUCCGUUAGUGCUCGAGACCCCGACUGGAGACAGAACGGUACAGUAAUUUAUUCUCUGUUAGGCGGUGAGGUGAACGGUGCCCCGGUGUCCUCAUAUGUGUCCGUGAACGGAGACACGGGGGUGAUCCACGCUGUGAGGUCGUUUGAUUAUGAACAGUUCAGGAGCUUCAAAGUGCACGUGAUGGCCAGAGACAACGGCUCUCCUCCGCUCAGCAGCAACGUGACCGUGAGUGUGUUCAUAUCGGAUGUGAAUGACAACUCUCCUCAGAUCCUGUACCCCGGGCCAGAGGGCAACUCGUUCAUGACCGAGCUGGUCCCCAAAGCUGCACACGGAGGCUCUCUGGUGUCCAAAGUGAUAGCGGUGGACGCGGACUCCGGACAGAACGCCUGGCUGUCGUAUCACAUAGUGAAAUCCACUGAUCCGGGCCUUUUCACUAUCGGUGUCCACAGCGGAGAGAUCAGGACCCAGCGUGACAUUUCUGAAUCUGACAGCAUGAAACAGAACCUUAUUGUGUCAGUGAAAGAUAACGGACAGCCCUCUCUGUCUGCCACCUGUUCCAUGUAUUUACUGAUUUCUGAUAACUUGGCUGAGGUGCCAGAACUGAAGGACAUUUCUUAUGAUGAGAAGAACUCCAAACUGACCUCUUAUCUGAUCAUCACGCUGGUGUGUGUGUCUACGUUUUUCCUGACCUUCAUCAUCAUCAUCCUGGGUGUGAGGUUUUGUCGCAGGAGAAAGCCCAGACUGUUGUUUGACGGAGCAGUGUCCAUUCCCAGCGCUUAUCUCCCGCCUAAUUACGCGGAUGUUGACGGCACAGGAACUUUACGCAGCGCUUACAAUUAUGACGCCUACCUGACAACAGGGUCUCGAACCAGUGACUUUAAGUUUGUGUCAUCUUACAAUGACAACACACUGCCUGCUGACCAGACUCUGAGGAAAAGUCCAUCAGACUUUGCUGAAGUGUUUGGAGACUGUGAUGACUCUCCUGAGGUAAGAGCGGCAAACGUGUAUUUUUGUUCGAGCUUAAUAAAACAAUUUGUGUUUCGGAUUGAAUUCGUGAUGGCUUUCUUGGGACUUGCAUUACAAAGCUGCGCUGUCGGUUUGCUGCUCGUGUCUUUGCAUGUCACCAAUGGAGAUAUUAGCUUUUCUUUUCCGGAGGAGAUGAAACGCGGAUCUGUGAUUGGGAACCUCGCAAAGGAUUUGGGUCUUGAAACGAGCAGCCUGUCCGCUCGGAAGGCCCGCAUUGACACUGAAGAGAGCGACAAACGUUACUGUGACAUCAACCUCCGUAACGGGGAUCUGAUUCUUGCCGAGAGGAUCGACAGAGAGGGCCUUUGUGGAGACAAAGCAUCCUGCGUUUUGAAACAGGAACUCAUGUUAGAGAAUCCGUUAGAACUGCAUCGAAUUAGUCUGCAUGUCCAGGAUAUAAAUGAUAACUCUCCUCAGUUUAAUAAUGAAUUGAUACAAAUAGAUAUAAGUGAAAACACCGUUAAAGGUGCUCGUUUUCCAAUAGAAGAAGCUCAUGAUGCAGAUGUAGGCAAAUAUGCAGUUCAGACGUACAGCCUCCAGAAGAAUGAUCAUUUUAUUCUGGGCGUUGGAACAAAUUCUGUGGAACUUGUUCUUAAUCAAGAGCUUGACCGUGAAAAACUAAAAGAAAUGAAUCUACUUCUUACAGCUCUGGAUGGAGGCUCUCCUCAAAGGUCUGGUACUGUAGUUAUUCACGUCACUGUGCUGGAUGCUAAUGAUAAUGUACCAGUGUUUAGUCAGGCCGUUUAUAAAGCCAGUGUGCCUGAAAACUCUCCACUGGGUACUGUUAUUCUGACAGUGAGUGCCACUGAUGCAGAUGAGGGAUUAAAUGGAGAUGUUACUUAUGGUUUUGGUCACAUUUCAGAAGAUAUGAAGUCAAUAUUUACCAUAGAUCGUAAAACAGGUGAAAUUAAAUUGACAACAGCAGUUGAUUUUGAAACUGCAUCCUCGUUUGAACUGCGUGUGACAGCAAAAGAUGGCUUGGGAUUGACCUCAUAUGCCAAAGUCAUAAUAGAUGUGACUGACAUAAACGACAACGCCCCAGUGAUAUAUCUGAAAUCACUGACUAAUCCCAUACCUGAGAACGUGUCACCUGGUACAGAGGUGGGCAUCAUCAACGUGCAGGACAGAGACUCUGAGAGAAACAGACAGGUCCGCUGCUCCAUUCAGCAAAAUGUCCCUUUUAAGUUGGUUCCUUCUAUUAAAAACUAUUAUUCUCUGGUGAGCACAGGACACCUGGACCGUGAACUAGUGUCUGAUUACAACAUUACAAUCACUGCCACUGACGAAGGCUCUCCACCUCUGUCCUCCUCUAAAAGUGUUCAGUUAUCUGUAGCAGACAUCAACGACAACCCACCUGUGUUUGAGGAGCAGUCGUACAGCGCAUAUGUGAGUGAGAAUAACAAACCUGGCUCCACGUUAUGUUCCGUUAGUGCGCGAGACCCCGAUUGGAGACAGAACGGUACAGUGAUUUAUUCUCUGUUAGGCGGUGAGGUGAACGGUGCCCCGGUGUCCUCGUACGUGUCGGUGAACGGAGACACGGGGGUGAUCCACGCUGUCAGGUCGUUUGACUAUGAACAGUUCAGGAGCUUCAAAGUGCACGUGAUGGCCAGAGACAACGGCUCUCCUCCACUCAGCAGCAACGUGACCGUGAGUGUGUUCAUAUCGGAUGUGAAUGACAACUCUCCUCAGAUCCUGUACCCCGGGCCGGAGGGCAACUUGUUCAUGACCGAGCUGGUCCCCAAAGCUGCACACGGAGGCUCUCUGGUGUCCAAAGUGAUAGCGGUGGACGCGGACUCCGGACAGAACGCCUGGCUGUCGUACCAAAUAGUGAAAUCCACUGAUCCGGGACUUUUCACUAUUGGUGCCCACAGCGGAGAGAUCAGGACCCAGCGGGACAUUUCUGAAUCUGACAGCAUGAAACAGAACCUCAUUGUGUCAGUGAAAGAUAACGGACAGCCCUCUCUGUCUGCCACCUUUUCCGUGUAUUUACUGAUUUCUGAUAACUUGGCUGAGGUGCCAGAACUGAAGGACAUUUCUUAUGAUGAGAAGAACUCCAAACUGACCUCUUAUCUGAUCAUUGCGCUGGUGUGUGUGUCUACGUUUUUCCUGACCUUCAUCAUCAUCAUCCUGGGUGUGAGGUUUUGUCGCAGGAGAAAGCCCAGACUGUUGUUUGAUGGAGCAGUGGCCAUCCCCAGUGCUUAUCUCCCUCCUAAUUACGCAGAUGUUGACGGCACAGGAACUUUACGCAGCGCUUACAAUUAUGACGCCUACCUGACAACAGGUUCUCGAACCAGUGACUUUAAGUUUGUGUCAUCUUACAAUGACAACACACUGCCUGCUGACCAGACUCUGAGGAAAAGUCCAUCAGACUUUGCUGAAGUGUUUGGAGACUGCGAUGACUCUCCUGAGGUAGGAACUCGUUCCAAAUAGUUUAUUAU